GCAUGUUAUUUACAAAUAUUUCUUUUUCGAAUGUAUGUACGCAAUAAAUUGCGUGUGUGUAACAUGUGUUAUUUAAAAUUCAACCAAUCAAACAUGACUAUCGUGUCCCUAACACGACGCACGCGCAUGAGGUCUGCAUGUAUAUAUCACGUGUACAUACAUAUGUAUGUACAUACAUAUAACAUCCAUACAUCCAUACAUAUUUUUCGGAGCCAUGUAGGAGAGUUUAGCAGUUUAGUUCUUAUAUAGAUGUUUGUGGCCACGUAUUGGUGCCUCGAUGCUAACUUUAUUAGACGGCGAACGUAUGUAGGUAUGUAUACGUAUCUACAUACGUUUCGUCUCCACCGUAUUACGUAUUACAGAGCUUAGAAAGAAGAGACGAGUAGACGACGACGACGACAAGUCGCUGACCAAUUAAUCGAGACCCUCCAGGACAUAACCGGCCCCGGCUCUCGCACUCACACACACGUGCAUACGUGCGCUCUCACGAUCUCUCGGGCUCUUCUUUGUAUUGACCCACCCACACUCCGGGCUCCGGGACCUCUUCGGGGCGUUCGUCUUAUUGUCAGAUUGCUCUCAACCUUCGCGGCCGCCGCCGCGAUCGCGCCGAAGAUCGGAGAGCGAGCCGAGACGGCCGAGACAAAGGCCGGAGAGCGGAGUCGAGGGCGAAGAAUUUAAAAGAGUGCCGGAGUCGUCGCGAAUACGCCGGAUCGAUCAUGGAACGGCGCGCAUCGCGCCUCCGUGCGACGCGAGGCCCUCGCGAGCGCGCAGCGUCCUGAAAAGAAACCGGAACGGAAGGGAAUAGCUGCACGGAAUUCAGCAGCGAGAGAGAGAGAGAGAGAGAGAGAGUGUGUGUGUGUGUCCGCGGCUUCGGCCCGCGUCUCGUUCGCGUUUCCACUGGGCGUCACUGUCGGGGAGUCGGGGGCCAGCGGCAUCCGGGGGCGGCGGACACGAGGCACGACACGACGCAUGAACGCGCCCCGCGGUUCGGAGGUUGAGAACCGCUCCGAUAACUUGUCGCAGGUGAACGUUUUGUUGUCCUCGGCAGAACAAUGACUUCGGGUUACUUCACUCUACCGAUUAAUAUGGACAGAGUAUGCAGGAUCUGUCUCACCGAGGGCACCAAUCUGUCGUCGAUUUUCUCCUCUACUCAAGAAGUGAACGAUCUCACGGAUCUCUCUCAAAAAAUACAAGUCUGUGGCUCCAUCGAGAUACACGAGCAGGAUGGAUUACCUUCCCUGAUAUGCGACGUCUGUAUUUAUAAGGCCAGUGUCGCCCACGAGUUCAGGCAACAGUGUCAACACUCGGACGCGAGGUUGCGAAUGUACUAUAAUAAGCCUGCCAAAAUGAAAUCUGCCACGGAUUUUCAAGAUUCUUGUACACAGACAGACCAAACAAGAUUCCUAUUUUCGAAAAAGCCAGACUUCCAGGAGGAUUAUUUUGCGAAGGACGACAUGCAGGUGGUUGAGAGUGAGCAAGAGUACAUUCAAACCACCGACUCGUUUCCCAGAAGCGAAGUCAGUCUGAAUGCCAAUCAAAUUCAAAUGCCAUGCGAAAAACUGUUCAUCUGUUCCAUUGGAUUUGAAAGUGCUAAAGAGGAGGGGAAGGAUUCUUGCAUAUCGGAGACCGAAGUUCACCAAAUGACGAUAGCUCAGGAAGAUGCGCAGGAUACGUCUAACAUCAUCAGUUUGCAAAACAAGGAUGACGACAUGAAGGAGGCCGAACAGUAUGUAGAGAAGAACAGUGUAGAUCAGGAGGAGCAGUUCGUCAAUGAAAGCUUGUCCAAUGAUAAUGUCGAAGAAGAGGAAAGCGUCCCGCAAAAACGUACGUCUGCGAGAAAGACGAAGUCGGCACCCGCUAAAACGUAUAGCGACGACGAGAUUGCUGACAAUUAUUACGAGCCGAGCAGCGACAGUCAAGAUUCAGUGGAGUUGAAAUUUAAGUGUAAGGUCUGCUCCAAGCAAUACGCCACGCAGAAAGGUCUGAAGAAGCAUUCGUUGGUCCACGAGAAGAAGUACAAAUGUGAUGUCUGCUUAAAGAUGUUUUACAAACAGGAGAACAUGGAAAACCAUCAGAAGAUUCAUACGUCGAAGCCGCACGCGUGCCAGCUCUGUCACGCGUCCUUCUCAAAAUCUCAGAGUCUCGUGAGACACUUGAAGUCGCACACGGAGAAAGUGAACGAUAUGAUUAAGCAGAUCAAUACGAGCGAGCGAAAGGAUAAUAAGGAACCGAAGAAAGAGCUCAAGAGCGAGGACGAUACCGACGAUGAGACCGGGCCUGCAAAUGAGGCGGACGAAUUCGAAAACGCGCCCGAGUUGUACAAAUGCGAGAUUUGCAACCAAUAUUGUUCAUCCUUGAAGAACCUAAGAAGACAUGCCCUCGUGCACGGCGACAAGAAAUAUUCUUGCACCGUGUGUAAAAAAUGGUUUUUCAGGCCGGACACGCUGAAAAAACACGCGGAGAAGCAUGGGCACGGGCUGUUGGAUAAUUUGGUGGAUGACAACAAGCUGUACGAUUCGGACGACGACGAUAUGCCAGGCAACACGAUGGAUACCCCGCAAGAGAGCGAGAACGUCAAGAAGGAGGAGAGCGACGAGGAAGGAUCCGGAGAGUACAAGUGCCAACACUGUGACAAGGUCAUGGCUACCAAGAAAGGUCUGCGACGGCACGUGUCGAUGCACAAGCCGAAGGCCGAGCCCGUCACCUGCGAGAUCUGCAGGAAAGUCUGCGCUAGUCAGGCUCGUCUCGUUCUCCAUCAGAGAACGCACAAGCCGAAGGAGAAGGUGCCGCGCGAGUACCUGUGCCACAUCUGCAGUAAGGUAUACCCGAGCAACUCGUCCCUCACCUAUCACAUGCGAACUCACACCGGCAUCAAGCCGCACGUGUGCAAGACGUGCAACAGCGGCUUCACGACCACGACGAGCUUGGCGAAUCACAUUCGCAUUCACACGGGCGACAAGCCGUUUGUCUGUCACGUGUGUAGCGCCGCGUUCGCUGUGAGCUCGGCUUUUCGCCGACACCUGACCCGGCACACCGGCGAGGCGAAUUACCUGUGCAAAACCUGCGGCAAGGCCUUCAAGAGGCUCAGCACGUUGAAGGAGCACACGUACACUCAUUCCGGUGAGAAACCGUACGUGUGCAAGACGUGCGGCGCCGCGUACAGCCACAGCGGCAGCCUCUUCGCGCAUCAGAAACGCUGCCGCGCCCAGUACGGCGAGAUGAUUGUCGACGAUCACAAUCAUCAUCACAUACCGCACACUGUCACUCAUAUCCACGUGAAUAUGAAUAACGUGAAUAACGGGGCGGGAGUGCGACCGGUCGCUGUGAUAGGUCAAAUGUUCUAAGAACGAAGACGAAGUGGUGUCACAGAUUACAAGCGUUGUCCGCGAGUGUCUGCGACGGAUGUCAUGUAUAAGCUGUUGCUACUGUAGCUGUAAAAUCCUGCACGAAAGGCAUGCGACAUAAGCUACACGUCAUCUCUGUAAAUAUACGCAGCUCUUGUUUUCAUAAUGGGAAACGUUCCUUGGACAUGCACGGAAAGACACUAACGUUUUGCUUUAAAAAACACGUAAAUGAGUAUCCGUGAUGUAAUAAAGUUAAAUGUAUGUUUAUACGAGGAAUGAAGAGUUUUCGAAAUGGAAUAAUUACUAUUAUUAAAAUUGCGAACUAUUUUUUUAUAAUUUGAUAUCAUAGGUAUAAAUAUUUGUGGAUUCCACAUAUUUCAACAUAUGUACAUAUAUGCAUAUAUAUAUUUUUGUAUGUAUUCGUAUAAUCCAGAUCUUGUUGUACCACAUAUUACAUGAUGGUUGUUUAGUUUGUUGCGUUAUUUUAGGAGGGAAUAGUUGACUUUCUUUUCAUAUAGCCGAGCCUCAUUUCUUUCCCUCAUCAAGUAUACAGACUCAUUUAUCCGAUGAUUUAUUAGAAUUGAUUUGAGAAUUAAAUCAGUAAAUGGAGACACUGGAAAAUUAAGACAAAUAAUUCGCGAUGCUGAUGAAAAAAUUACAGAAAUGCGAUUAUAUUUAGAAAUUCAAUAGAAACGCAUAUCUUCUAUCCUUUUCUUCUUAGAUGUAGAAAUUCCUACGAAUAAUGAUAAAUUUAUAAAGCAUGUCGACACGAAGCGCAUUUAUUAAUUAUUUGAUUUUUAGAGUACAUUUGAAAAACUUUAAUAGCUGAUCUGCAGGAAUGGUAGCGCUAAAAAUGUAAUAUCAGGUAUACAAUUUCUGGGCUGUGACUAUCGUGUACAUGAUAACCGAAUGAAAGAAGUCGAUACGAUCUACUCAUUUAAUAAACUUAAUCGGCAUAUAUUCCAUCACCAAAAUACAUCAUGAUUAAAUGAAUGAUAAUCAUACUCAUGCUAUGUACACAUUUACAAGAAUCAAGAAUCACUUAGAUUAUGUAAAAUGAUUACGAUUUGUGACGAGUAAACGUUAUCACACGAACUUUGUUAAAAAUGAAAAUCUUAACGUUAUGUUAGGUAUAAUAUAGAUACAGAGAUGUAAUAUUCUUUUAACCGAAAAUAUUAUAUUUAAAAGUAAUAAUCGGGAUAUGAUUAAUUUAAUAUUAUUCGUUGAUUAGUACACAUUUCUUGGCAAAUUAUAUUUAAAGCGUUAGAAUUUAGAUUUAUUUUAAUUCUCAUCAAAUAAAACGACGAAAACAAUUUUAUAAAUUGAGCAAAAAAUAAGUGAGGAAUGUACAAAUAUACGUAUAAAUAAUAAUAGUUACAUUAUAUAUAUAAUAACAAGUUAUAGACACGAGACUGAUCAUUCAUUUAAAUAUUUAAUGAUACAAAGUUUGUAAUUAAAUCUUAUUCUCCCGAAUGCUGAAGAAGUAAAAUUUAUAUUUUAAAAUCUUAGCUAUUAUCAUUUUGUUAUAUUUUUUGUACUGCUAAUUAAAGUAUUAGCUUCUCCGUAAUUCUUGUUGCAACAUUAUAGGAUCUCUUAUCAAUAUAUAAUUAAAUGGGUUUUUUUUUAU
Molecule: messenger RNA, 4971 nt
Organism: Temnothorax curvispinosus
Lineage: Eukaryota; Metazoa; Arthropoda; Insecta; Hymenoptera; Formicidae
Product: zinc finger protein 93-like
Exons: 3
Coding region: 1053-3344 (763 amino acids)
Biological process (GO): regulation of transcription by RNA polymerase II
Cellular component (GO): nucleus
Molecular function (GO): RNA polymerase II cis-regulatory region sequence-specific DNA binding; DNA-binding transcription factor activity, RNA polymerase II-specific; zinc ion binding
Source: RefSeq, a predicted model, not a curated record